UUUACCGGGGCGGGACGCGGAAGUGGAAGGAAAGUAAUAAGCGGGAGCUGACUGGAUCAGAAGCAGACAUUAAACGGGGAGAAAGGAAGAGUCUUCGUUGAUAGUUUUUAUUUUGUAGUUCAAAAUAAAGCUAUAAAAAUAAUUGUUUAUGGUUUUAUUUUAUAGUUCUUAUUUUUAAAAACUAUACCAUAAAGUGUUUUUGGAACUGGUAGCACAGAGCGGGGAACACCUGAUUUGGUGGCGUCAUGGCAACAGGGGGUAAAGAUGACCCCUUGAAGCCCAAUCGGAAAAGUCCCAGUCAAGAUGAGUUGCACACAGACCCAGAGGAAGAGGUGGUGCAGGAAGCAGAGGCGGUGUUUUGCAGCUAUGUGCGGUACCGUUACCACCAGGAGAUGGAGCAGGGCGAACAGUCUACACCCAACCCAGAGAUCGUAGCAUUGCAGCCAGAUGAGAGCAGUCCCAUGUGCCGUGUGGGCCAGCAGCUGGCCAUCAUCGGUGACGACAUCAACAGGCGGUAUGACUUCUCGGGCAUGCUGUCCCAGCUUGCCUUGACGCCUGACAAUGCCUACGACUACUUCUGCAAGAUUGCCAACAGCCUGUUUGAUUCUGGGAUAAACUGGGGCCGUGUGAUCGCACUGCUCAGCUUCGGCUACCGCAUGGCACUGCACGUCUUUCAGCAGGGCAUCACUGGCUUCCUGUCCAGCAUCGCACACUUCAUUGGCGACUACCUCCUGCGGAACCGCAUCGCCCAGUGGAUCGCGCAGCAGGGAGGCUGGGUUGCUGCUCUCGAUCUGGACAAUGUCUACGUGAACUACAUGAUGGCCCUGCUGGCUGUGGUGCUCAUAGGCCAGUUUGUCUACCGCAGGUUUUUCAGCUGAGGGCUGGAGCCCUGGCAGGAAGCCUCACCUCUCACUGUGACCACUCAGCUCAGGAACCACCUUCCAGGGAAUGUGGGAUGGACAGACAGGGUAGCGGGUUGCUGCUGGUGCCCCUUCGUUCUGCCACUGCUCCUCUGCAGAACGAGACAAUCGGAGCUCAUUUAGUUUGCUUAUCUAAAAUCUGCUGAAAUUUAAAAUCUACAUCUGUACUUGUCCUUGGUUUUUGAGGACCCACCUGUCAUCCACACAUUCUAAGUACACUCUCUUACCUUAGUUUUUUGAAUAUCUCCUGUCCUACCCAGACCCUUAAUGCGCACGCAUUUUCCCCAUCCACCCUUCAUCUUGCAUGUGUUUGGUAGAGAUCCUGUCCCUCUUACACUCCGACGCAGUGCCAAACUCUGCUCACUCUUAAGGCAUCUUUGCACACCAGGCACUGCAGGUCUGAAUAUCUUCGGCAGCUGUGUCAUCCCUCAGAAGACUGGACACCUGCCUCAGACCUUUUGGGAGGGAUAGAAUUAGCGCAGGGGUUCCUGGUGUGCUUGCACGGGGGAAUCGCAAUGGCCGUUAUCAUGUGGGUGUUUGUUAUAGUCUCAGAGGGAAGGUCCCGGGCCAUCGUGUCUGUGGAAGUGCUGUAUGAUUAUUCGUGAAAUGCUUCUUAUUUACAGCACGAAGAACCAUGUUGAACACUAAUUCAAAUGCCACAUAUGAAAGAUUCAUUGCCUCUGACCUGUAUUUGCCAUGUAAUAUAUUGGGGGUUUUUUUUAGGCUUUUUUUUUUUUUUUUUAAAUCCUUACGUUUUACCCCUAGCCCCCUCCCCCCAAUUCCAAAUUGAUAAUCCAGAAUGUCUCCAGUACCUCAGCUAGAUGAUACAGGGUAGUCCAUAUUUCCUAAAAUUUGAUCAGUAAACUUGUGAUUGUGUGUUUAUAUAAUAUAUAUAUAUAUAUUACUGAGGGACUCUAGGAUUUUUUUCUGCCAUGCUGUGCAAAUAAAGGACUUUAUUUGAAUACCCAGUUUAAAGAAGUAAAAAGUGACAUGAAUUCAACAAAUGAGAGGGAAACAUUGAGCAUUUUCCUCAGAUUUCUUUCCAAAAACAUCACUCCCUUUUUUAAGUAUGACUGUGAUGAUAUGCAACCUUCUGUGAAACAUUUUAUCGGUUUAAAAUUAUUGCAAAACAGUUCAAUCCCUGUGGCUUUACACCAGAAAUAAAGUAAUGGUUCUUGUAUCUGUUUUGGGCCAGAAGUGGUUUCUAGUG
Molecule: messenger RNA, 2130 nt
Organism: Paramormyrops kingsleyae
Lineage: Eukaryota; Metazoa; Chordata; Actinopteri; Osteoglossiformes; Mormyridae
Product: bcl-2 homologous antagonist/killer
Biological process (GO): extrinsic apoptotic signaling pathway in absence of ligand; intrinsic apoptotic signaling pathway in response to DNA damage; release of cytochrome c from mitochondria
Cellular component (GO): mitochondrial outer membrane
Molecular function (GO): BH domain binding; porin activity
Source: RefSeq, a predicted model, not a curated record